AUGGCUUUAAUACGCGCCUGUGAGCUACAUGUGGAUAAGCGGGUGACAAUUUACACUGAUAGCCGUUAUGCAUUCGGUGUGGUGCACGACUUUGGCACAUUGUGGAGACAAAGAGGAUUUAGAUCUGCUGAUGGAAAACCGAUCGCUAAUUCUGAUCUUGUUCAAAGACUUUUGCAGGCUAUACAGCUGCCAUCGGCAAUUGCAGUUGUUAAAACGAAGGGGCACAGCACGGCUGACACAGACGAAGCAGUGGGAAAUGCUCUUGCAGACGUAACCGCGAAAGCAGCUGCUGCCUCACAGCAACCACCCAGAAAGGAAGUAUUAUCUUUGCCUUUACAGCUGCCACUUGUCACACUCCCAGACUAUUUAGAAACAAAUGUUGACCUAAAAUUCAUACAAGAGCAGGCCUCUGCCUCAGAUUACACUUACUGGGAAAGUAAUGAUUGUACCUUAGAUAACAGAGACGGCUUAUACAAAAACCUUGAGGGUUUGAUUGCCCUCCCAUCUUCACUACUGCCAAUCCUUGUCCGCCAUUUUCACGGUGUGAGUCAUGUCGGACAAAGAGGGGUAAUAGGAGCAAUAAAAUCAAGAUUUGUAAUUGAGAAAACAUCACACGCAGUAAAACGCAUAUUAGCAACCUGUCUAACAUGUGCACGAACUAAUGUAGGUAGCUCAAAAGCAAAACAUCAGCAUUUACCACAACCAGAUUUCCCAUUUCAUACAUUACAAAUUGAUUUUACACACAUGCCAGCACAAGGAAGCAUCAAGUACUUACUGGUAAUAGUGGACCAAUUUAGUAAAUGGGUAGAAGCUUACCCAACAUCAAAAGAAACUGCAGAAGUAGUCUGUCAAAAAUUGUGCAAUGAAAUAAUACCCAGAUUUGGAAUACCUCACCAAAUUAACAGUGAUAGAGGACCUUCAUUCACAUCAGAAGUAAUUCAAAAGUGUGCUAAAACUCUAGCAAUAGACUGGAAAUAUCAUGUGCCAUACCAUCCUCAGAGUUCAGGAGUUGUAGAAAGAAUGAAUAGGACCAUAAAAAAUCGCCUGACUAAAGCAAUGAUAGAAACAGGAAUGACCUGGAUCAAACUACUUCCUCAAAUCCUCUGCGAGAUUAGAAUGACUCCAUCCGCAGCAACCAAAUUAUCUCCAUUUGAAAUAAUCAUGGGAAGACCGUUUCCAACACCAUGGUCAGCCUCCAGAGGGGCACCGCUAUUGGAAGGGGACAUAGACACUGCAUUGUCUGACUAUGUUCAUAACCUGGUAGAAACACUGAAUAAUAACUAUCAGAAAGUUUGUCUCUCUCAGCCUCUCCCUUCCACAGAUCCAACCCAUCCGUGGAAACCAGGAGAUGCGGUGUUGGUAAAGUCACUAAAACCAAGGGCACUCGGGGAGGCCGCGUGUUCCAGCCCCCAGACUGUACUUGCAGUGACGAGAACCAGCAUCCUAACAGACGGACAACCUCAGUGGAUUCAUGCCAGCAGGGUUAAGACCAGCCCCACCAAACCACCUAAGGCGUCGGAUCAAGUAGAUGACGACUCAGGCGAGCCAGCGCCCGGAUUCAAUACACCUAUAGAUGACGACUCAGGCGAGCCAGCGCCCGGAUUCAAUACACCUACACAUACACAAUCACUGAUUAACACACAACGCCUGAAAGAGCAACAGCAAGGUACUCGAACAUCCAGCAGGAAUAAAAAGCCUAGAGUACCACACAAUGUCUAACCUGAUAAAGAUAGACUCAUUCCAUCCUGAUAAUGGAGAAAAUGAAAUGCCCAUUGUCAUCACACGACGCUUAUUCAAUGUCUCUCGAACCUGGGACCAGGCCAGGAGACGACUGAAGAACUGUGUUUUUUAUAUAUUUAGGUUAUUAAUCAUAUCUACUGCAUUAACCUUAGGAUUUUUAUUUACUAUUUUGUAUUGUAAACUGCAACCCUGUUCACAUUUCUGCAAGCCACAUUUUGCUGACAAUACCUCAUGCUCCACUUGGCAAGACACCCACCUAGUACACUCCUCACGUUAUAACCCAUAUAGCUACUAGUACAGCUACUUCAAUGUAUUUGCAAUUAGCACAAAUUGAUCCUGAGGAUGUGCCAGAUGUUACCAAUGAUGUUCCUGAUGUGUAUAUUGAACAUUAGGUUGUGAACUAUUACAUUUUAUGAUUUGCUUUUUAUAUUAUGUUAUUACAUUUGUGAUUUUUCCUUUCUAUUUGAGUUAUUAUUUUAAAAAAAUAAUAAAAGAGGGGAACUGUUAGGUAUUUUAGUACCAUGGGAGCAUUUACUGGAUAUUGUUUUAUAGUGACAUUAUGCAGGAAAACUCUGUCAUUCAAUAAGGCCCCUUUGUUUUAGUUAUUUUUCUCUUUGACCCAAGAAUUGAUGUGUGAGAAUCACAGGCUGGUACAAGGUUGAAAUACCACAGAGAUCACUCCCUCAGCUACAUUAGUUUCUAAAUCUCUUAGGAGAUGCCUGUUGAAGGCCAAAUGGUUUGUUUCAGAAUUCACUAAUGUAAGAACUCUUUAUUUCGUGCUUGAAAAUAUGUCGCUGAGAUAAUCACAAUUGUAGCUGAACUGAUAAACUAUACAAAGGAUGCUUCUUCACCCAAGGGCAGGAAGACGCUCCCUUAUCUUGGUCUGUACUGGUUUAAACUGAUAAUCUGCUGUCUCAUGAAUUUUACCCUCUAUAUAAACUGUUGUACUUGUGAAUAAAGUUGAGUCACUUUGGGAAGACAA
Haplochromis burtoni (Burton's mouthbrooder) is the source of this 2722-nucleotide messenger RNA. Its product is annotated as protein NYNRIN. Bases 1 to 1719 code for a protein of 572 amino acids. The transcript has 2 exons. The record is from RefSeq and is a predicted model, not a curated record. Gene Ontology annotation, molecular function: RNA-DNA hybrid ribonuclease activity; nucleic acid binding. Lineage: Eukaryota; Metazoa; Chordata; Actinopteri; Cichliformes; Cichlidae. Gene Ontology annotation, biological process: DNA integration.